This is a messenger RNA of Anopheles maculipalpis, 2156 nucleotides long. RefSeq lists its product as uncharacterized. Gene Ontology annotation, cellular component: ciliary basal body; pericentriolar material; centriole. The transcript has 2 exons. The record is from RefSeq and is a predicted model, not a curated record. NCBI's taxonomy places the organism in Eukaryota, Metazoa, Arthropoda, Insecta, Diptera, Culicidae. Gene Ontology annotation, molecular function: gamma-tubulin binding. Gene Ontology annotation, biological process: mitotic cell cycle; microtubule nucleation. Bases 48 to 2156 code for a protein of 702 amino acids.
UCGUUUAUUAUUUGUUAUUGAUAUUAGAGAGACAAAGCAGUGUCAACAUGUUGGAAAUUAUAUCGUGCGCAAAGGAUACCCAGCUGCACAACUUCCCAAGGCUAGAGCAGCUAGCAAGCAGUGCCCAUAUUGGCAACAAUGGUUCUCAUUGCCAUUUUUUCGGAUCCUCAAAGUUGUUCGUACGCUCGAAUAAAGAUUGGGGUAUCGAGCUGCUACGCCUUAAGUCGUCGGCGGAUCAGUUGGAUACGGGCGGUAAAAUAGGAAACGCCGGCAGUCGCACGAUCACGAACGUGAAAAAGAUCGCGAUCGACAAUCUUUACUGUGUGGCGUGUCCGAAGACGGCUGGCAAGGAGGAGAUAGCAAUCGGGCUGACGACCGGUACGGUUCGGUUCAUGAACUACAAGAAGGCCAACUUUACCAAGCGGUUCGAUAAUGAUAGGAUCACGAUCGGUGUAACGUUUAUGGACUUUAAUGCUACGGACGAUUUUUUGGCGACCGUGUACGAAAAUGGGCUAGUGAAUGUGUACGGGCUGAAGACAAGUUCGAAGCUGCAUACAUUAGCAUUCGACAAGAACACCGUGAAAGCACGGUUCCAUCCAACGAAGCGCUUCUCCCUGGCUAUAGCAUCCUACAAGGGUGCUGUCCUAUUGUACGACACGCAAGCGAAGAAAACCCUUUUCUCACAAACCGCUGUCCAUGCUGCACCGUGUCGCGACAUAGCGAUGAUAGAAACGAAUCCCGAUUAUCUAUUUUCAGUAGGCUACGACAAUGUGAUUAAUAUUUUUGACACGAGAAGAAAGGAAACAGCGUCCCAAAUUCAUUCGAAUUAUCCCUUCGAAUCGCUGGCGAUUGCAGAGGACGGUAUUCACCUGGCCGUGGGCAAUCUGAAAGGUUACGUGUACGGGUACGAUCUUCGCCAUCUGAAAGAUCCGCUCAACAUGCAGAAGAUUCAUCAGAGCUGUGUAAACAGCUUGGCAUUUGUACCGCAAGCACGGGAAGGCUCAAACCGACGAAGCAUGAUCGAGCUGGAUGAAUCGAAGAAGGCGACGAAAAGUGUGCGUAUCAGUGAAGGUGGUCAGCUGAACCGGCUCGAUCCACAGACGGAACAGCACGAUAGUUUCAUCGGAGAGAUCGAUUUCUUUCUACAGCGCCGUGAUGCACCAAUCGAUUGUGUGUCCCGGUUGAGUACAUCUUCCCGGUUGAGCACCGAAUCGCGUAACAGCAUGCAGAUGGGUGGCAACAAUCUGAGAGGAUUUCUUGAUGAACUUUCCGAUUGCAAUGUCGAAUUGGAAACGGACGACUCGCAGACGGAAUCGCAAAAAGUGAUCGAUACGACGCCGGGCGUGGAUGAUAGUUUUGUGAACGUGAACCGUUUGCUUAAGCGCAUUAAAUCGGACGGUUCGCGAUGCACCAACACGAGCAGUGAGCGAAUGAUUCGCAAAGGUCUUCCCGGUUUGGUCGAUAAUUUGGAAAACAUUCGCGAGGAAGGCUCGGAACAUGGGGACGAAGGUGCGAGUGAAGAUAUUCCGAUUUCCGAGAGUCCGUACAUUGGUACCACCGGGAACAGCAAUAGUACGCCAAGGGUGCUAGUUGAAAGUCAGCAAGAGAACACAGUCGCUGUUCCGUUGGUUAGUGAACCUAAAAGAAGCAUUACGAGCGAGACAGAACUGAUCGUCGAAAACAGUACUAUCGGAAACAAGGAGAAUCGAUCCCGCCCUUCGGUGGUAAGCAUCAAGCAGGAACCGCAGAUUGUAACGGUGGAAUCAUCGCCACAGAUCUCCGCGCCGGUAAGUACGGUGGAUAGACGAAAAGAUUCGGCAGCAUUCGUUAACCCUUGUGAGGGAUCAUCCACAUCCGUUCGGGAGGACAUUGCCGAACUGCGCCGCACAAUGAUGGAACAGUUUGAACAGUGCACGUUGCGACAGAUAGAUGCUGAGCAGGCCAUGAGAAGUAAUUUGUGGAUGUGUAUGUUUAAUUUGUGGCGUGAAACGCAAAGCAAGCUAGAAUCGCUUGAGCAGUACGUGAGCACCGGAUUGGGGCUGUUGCUGCCGAGAGAUGAGUUUGCGCAACAGUUUCUUAGUAUGCGUGCGGAAAAUGAGGCGUUGAAGGCACGGUUAAAGCAAUUGGAGGAGACGGGCGUUACCAAGCAGACGUAG